Molecule: messenger RNA, 2508 nt
Organism: Mesorhabditis belari
Lineage: Eukaryota; Metazoa; Nematoda; Chromadorea; Rhabditida; Rhabditidae
Source: the annotation of a GenBank genome assembly
AUGUUCGAUCCACCCUACAUUGACGGCACGGACCGCGUCGAGGACUCUUUUGCCGAUUUCUCGAUUUUCGACAAAAUUCAGAGCAACGAUGAAGUGAAUGAAUCGCUGAAUUUUCCGGCAAUCGACCCAGAGCCGAUUCAAAGAGGCGAAGUUUAUCGGAAAUCCCAUCGAAACUCGGAUCACGGUCUACUCUAUCGUCAAGCCGCCUACUACGGCCCGACUCCUCCUCUAGCAAUUACACCGAUUCCUGAUGGAAGUCCGCCACCGGAUGAGCCGAUCCCAACCUCGUCGAGAGCCUCCGCAACCUCGCUGGAGCAGAAAAUCACCUCGUCCCAGUGUUGCGCCCAUCCACGACCGACUACCGUCAUUGGUGGCCCUACCACUCAAGUCUACGUGAAUUGCUAUCCUGGAAAGACUACGAGAACAACCGUUUAUCGGAGUCCCUCACUGGCUAGGGGGAACUCUCUGUACAAGCAGCAAUCUCUCGCAUAUUCUUCGCGGCAAUCCAGUGUACUGAGAGACUCCGAGUAUCCGAGUACAAUCACCGUUAGACAGGGCUCUAGAACAUCCAAGGGAUCAAGGGCAACACUGAAAUCGGGGAACUCGUGCGACCGGAAAGAGUCGUGCCUCGGAGCACUGCCAUCAACAAUGAGAACCCCACUAUUGGGCCCUCAGCGGAAAUUCUCGUCGGUUGACAACGGAUACAUGCAAAGGAGUUACUACGAAAGUAUUGAUCGAUAUUUGCCCUAUGAAAUGACGGUGAUGAGCACAAAAAAGCGGAGAGGCUCGAAAUUCCCGUCACUUGAUAAUGACAAACACCUCAAUGGCGGCGUUCGUUUCGAUCCGGAAGUUGGCGGUGAGCCAAAGCAGCGAUCAGCGAGUACAGUGCGCGUGAUUCGACGACGACAGAGUGGAUAUGGGAUCGCGAUUUCGAGCGAGUCGACGGCAAAAAUGCGAUGCCGGAUGCGGAAGUUGUUGUUCAUUCGAAGAAACAAGAUUUGCGAUUUGUGUCUCAUUUUGGCGAUCGCCGGUUUGUUAUUCGUGGUGGUCGACUCGGAGUUGACGGCGCUGAAAAAAGAUACUGGCAUUGAUAAGACUCAUUGGGCUUCGUUAUUGUUGCGUGGAGCGGCCGUCUCGUCGACGAUUUCGCUAAUGGCUUGUCUUGUCAACUAUCACUCUAUAGAGGUAAAAAUAGCGUUAAUCGAUUCGGGAGCGGAUGAUUGGAGAGUGGCGCUGAGUACGGAUCGAAUAUUGAAGCUAACGCUGGAGUUGAUUGUUUGCUCGAUAUGUCCUUUUCCAGGCACAGGUUCCAUCAAUUGGCCUUUUAUUUCACCGGAAACGAGAAAAGUCACAAUGAUAUCAGUUCCUGUCGACGUUCUCCUCUCUGUACCAAUGUUUUUACGGAGUUAUCUCCUUUGUCGUUUCAUGGUUCUUCACAGUAAACAAUUUCAGGACGCAGCCACAAGAUCGAUCGCGGCGUUGAACCGAAUCUCAAUGGAUUUCCGCUUUGUGAUCAAAACGAUGAUGGCCGAACAUCCGUUGAGGGUUCUCAUCGUGUUCACAGUCACCUAUUGGAUCUGCAUGAGUUGGAUGUUCACUCAGUGUGAGAGAUACGACAACAAGCUGAACACCGAGCAUUACUAUAUGAACUCAAUGUGGUUUAUCAUGGUCACAUUCAUGUCGAUCGGAUAUGGAGACAUUGUGCCGAACACGUAUUGCGGGAGAACUCUUUCGAUUGCCACUGGCAUUGUGGGAGCCGGUGUCUCGUCGGCGCUGAUUGCCGUCAUUUCGCGAAAGUUGGAGUUGAGUCGAGCGGAGAAACACGUGAAUAACUUCAUGGCUGACAGCAAACUCACAAAUCAACGCAAAAAUGCGGCCGCGUCUGUGCUACAAGAGACAUGGUUCAUUCACAAAUACAAAAAAUCCACAAAUAAAGGCGACGAGUUGCGCUUGAGGCACCACCAAAGACGCUUCUUGCAUUCGAUCACCGAAUUUCGGCGAAUCAAAUGGGAUCAACGGAAAUUGCAAGAGAAAGGGAACAGCUUAUUAGAUGUGGGGAAAUUGCAUGCGGAUAUGCACGAGACACUUUGGGAGAUGCAUCGGACACAGGAUCAUUUCAUCACUCAGGUGGACUUGUUGACGCAGAAAAUCAUCGAACUGCAGAACACACUCUUGCAACAAGGCGGGCACAAGACGAUGCCGGCGAUGAACUCGAACCAGAGCACUCCGCAACCGAAUUCGAUCCCACCGAGCUUCUCAUUGUCUCGUCUGAAUGUGCCUGGCGGUAGCCAAACACCGAACACUCCAUCAGUGACCUCGUCGACGAAUUGCAUCGCAACCGGCGCCACCACUUUCGCAAACACACAAUCCGUCCCAAUCGUGAGUUCUCCAUCGGACAGUCACCUCUUCAGCAAUAACAACGGACAACAACAGCCGGGUUGUAUAAAUGGAACGAUCUACAGCCAAACCAACCCAACAACCCCUUUAAUGCAAUCGAUUGAUCAAGAU